UUUGCCCAAUACGAAUCCAUUGAUACAGUUUUAAGUUGAGAUCAUUCAUCGCACCAAUUAGUGCGAGAAAUCUUUUCUCUAAGUUUUUCCAACGUAUUUUUGGUGCUUAGUGACAAAAAAAAUGCCAGCAACAGCAGUGCUGGUACUAUUGGUGUUGUUCUUGUGUUACAUUUAUCUGAAGCACAUCUUCACCUACUGGGAACGUAGAGGAAUACCACAACUGAAGCCAACCAUUCCAUACGGAAAUAUCAAAGAAAUCGGCCGAUCGACACAGAUCUCCUUGCUGAUACGCGAUUUUUACAAUCAAACCAAAGACAAAUAUCCGUAUUUCGGCGUGUACUUCUUUCAACGGCCAGUCUUGAUCGUCAACGAUCCGAGCGUGAUCAGAAAUGUUCUGAUCAAAGACUUUAAACAUUUCCAGGACCGUGGCAUUUUCUACAACGAACGGGAUGAUAAAUUGAGCGCCCACUUAUUUUCGCUGAAUUUUGAUAAGUGGAAAAUUUUGAGGAAUAAAAUUUCGCCAACAUUUUCAUCGGGCAAAAUGAAAUUCAUGUUUCCCACAAUGUUAGACGUUGGCCAGUCGCUGCAACAGUACAUAUCGGUACAGACGAUUGAUGGGGAGUGCGUGUUGGAGAUGAAAGAUAUUCUGGCCCGAUAUACCACUGAUGUUAUCGGGAAAUGUGCCUUCGGCAUUGAGUGUAAUAGUCUAACCAAUCCCGAUGCAGAAUUUUGGCGUAUGGGAAAGCGAACCUUCGAAGCGCCAAGACACAAACCAAUUAUCACAUUUUUGAUCGGCUCAUUUAAGCGGCUCGCUGUGAUGAUACGAACAAAAGUUAUACGGGACGAUGUGAGUGACUUCUUUCUGAACAUCGUUCACGAGACAGUCCAUCAUCGGAAAGCCAACGACAUCCGAAGGAAUGACUUCAUGGACAUUUUGAUUAACUUGACCAAUCAGGAAGAGGGAUCGCUAACCAUCGAUGAAAUAGCUGCACAAGCGUUCGUGUUUUUCCUGGCCGGAUUUGAGACGUCUGCGACCAGUAUGACUUUCGUGCUGUACGAAUUAGCGCGAAACAUGGACAUACAGCGGAAGGCUCGUCAUCAAAUUGUGACGGUUUUGGAACGACACAACGGGGUGCUGACGUAUGAAGCAAUGAUGGAAAUGAGCUACAUCGACCAAAUCAUAAAUGAAGGAAUUCGUAAGAAUCCGCCCGUUGGAGUCCUUAUCCGCAAAACGACCGAAGAUUAUCACAUCCAAGAGACCAAUCACACCGUACCGAAGGAUUCAACCGUAAUAAUUCCGGUGCUGGGCAUCCAUCGAGACAAACGAUACUAUCCGAAUCCGGACAAAUUCGAUCCGGAACGAUUUUCAGCCGAAAAAAAGGUAGAGAACGACAGAAUGUUCCUUGGAUUCGGUGAUGGUCCCAGGAGCUGCAUCGGUUACCGCUUCGGCAUGGUGCAGACUCGAAUCGGACUCAUCAGUUUGCUAUCCAAAUUCGAAUUUACGAGCUGCAGUAAAACGAUGGGAGAGUUGAAAUAUUCAUUGAGAAAUGUUAUUCUAUCACCGGAAGGCGGUAUGUGGUUGAAGGUCAGCAAGAUUUAGCUUUACAGAAUCAGGAAAAAAAGUUCCUUUAGAGUAGUGUCUCACCUGCAAGAGAUAUGUUGUAAAAUGCACUUGAAUUGAUGAUUGAAUAAAGGAGCUGCUCUAGA
Molecule: messenger RNA, 1707 nt
Organism: Bradysia coprophila
Lineage: Eukaryota; Metazoa; Arthropoda; Insecta; Diptera; Sciaridae
Product: putative cytochrome P450 6a23
Molecular function (GO): oxidoreductase activity, acting on paired donors, with incorporation or reduction of molecular oxygen; iron ion binding; heme binding
Source: RefSeq, a predicted model, not a curated record